AUGAGCACGGCUACUGCCACACGCGCAAGAGCGCACGCUCGACAAGCGUACUCGCCCCGCCAGCGCGUCCUCCUCCUCUUCACCCUCACCGCCCUCGCCGGGACUGUCUACUCGGUCCUCAACGUGUCGUCCGCUGCGACCGCGUUCCGGUCACGCCUGCCAGCACACACGCUCACAAAGAUCACCGAGAGCGAGUCCGCCUUCCCCGUCCAGUUCUCGCUGCCCUUCUUCGCCGACAAGCGGAAUCCGAUCAAUCAGCUCUUCGUCAAGCGGGCGUGGGCCUGGAUCACGGCCCUCUUCCUCGCCUUCCUCGCCGCCGUCUUCCUCUUCCCCUCGCAUCUCCCCGCCCAAACCGCAUCUUCCUCGACUCGCACGACCCCUCAUACCCGCGUCCAAGCCGUCUCGACCGCCCAUAUCGCCGCCUCCAUCCGACGAUACCUCCUCGCGACCCUGUACUGGUUCUAUCUGACCCAGGCGACCUGGUUCGGCCGCUCGCUCGGCCCGUCCAUCACCUUCCGCAUCCUCCGCUCCUCCGGCGCCGUGUGUGUGCCGAGCGCCCUCUCGAGCGAAGCGAUCGCGCAGGCGGGACAAGGCGGACUGCACGCAGACGGACCGCACGACGCAGCGGCGCCUCCUCUCGUCUGCACGGGCUCGAAAGGCGAGUACUGGCGCGGCGGACACGACGUGAGCGGCCACGCAUUCAUGAUGAUUCAUUGCGGGAUGUUCCUCUUCGAACUCGUCUACCCGCUCUUGCCCGCCCUCUUCCCCUCGCUCUUCCAGUACGCCAGCAGCCGACCGCCCGCCGCGCCGAAACGCCUCCACCCCGUCGUCAUGGUCCUCGGCUACGUCGCGGUCGGGAUGAUCGCGCUGUGCUGGUGGAUGCUCCUCAUGACGAGCCUUUUCUUCCACUCGAGCACGGAGAAGUUGACGGGAGUCGCGUUCGGAGUGCUCGGGUGGUACAUCAGCGGGUUGUAG
Rhodotorula toruloides NP11 is the source of this 975-nucleotide messenger RNA. Its product is annotated as inositol phospholipid biosynthesis protein SCS3. Gene Ontology annotation, biological process: phospholipid biosynthetic process; lipid droplet organization; lipid storage. The transcript has 2 exons. NCBI's taxonomy places the organism in Eukaryota, Fungi, Basidiomycota, Microbotryomycetes, Sporidiobolales, Sporidiobolaceae. The record is from RefSeq and is a predicted model, not a curated record. Bases 1 to 975 code for a protein of 324 amino acids. Gene Ontology annotation, cellular component: endoplasmic reticulum membrane.